Messenger RNA from Lodderomyces elongisporus, 1680 nucleotides. RefSeq names its product ATP-dependent RNA helicase (gene HAS1). The transcript has a single exon. The record is from RefSeq and is a predicted model, not a curated record. Bases 1 to 1680 code for a protein of 559 amino acids. Gene Ontology annotation, biological process: maturation of LSU-rRNA from tricistronic rRNA transcript (SSU-rRNA, 5.8S rRNA, LSU-rRNA). Gene Ontology annotation, cellular component: nucleolus. NCBI's taxonomy places the organism in Eukaryota, Fungi, Ascomycota, Pichiomycetes, Serinales, Debaryomycetaceae. Gene Ontology annotation, molecular function: ATP binding; RNA helicase activity; nucleic acid binding.
AUGGCACCAAGAUCUCAGUCAAAGAGUCAGCGUGAGCCUCUGAGAAAGAGGUCGAGAGAAGAUGCAGACAAUAGCAAUGAUACCAACGAAGAUGCUGCGAUUCAAGAAGUCGAUGCCGAUUUCGAAGAGGUUGCAGGUCUUCUUGGAACUGAUAUAGCCGACCCCGACCAAAAGCAGAAACAGAAACAAAGCAAAGACGAAAAAAGAUUACAAGAACUCACCAAGCCCAAGGUUUCUAACACUAGCGAGGCAGAGGCUGACGAGCCAGGUGUAAACUAUUCAUUUGAGAAGGCAGACUUUUCAGAGCCAACUAUGAAAGCCAUUAAGGAAAUGGGUUUCCAAAAGAUGACCAAAGUGCAAGCAAAGACGAUCCCUCCUUUGCUUGCGGGACGUGAUGUUUUGGGUGCAGCCAAGACCGGAUCAGGAAAGACAUUGGCAUUUUUGCUUCCAGCAGUUGAACUUUUAUAUUCAUUGAAGAUUAAACCAAGAAACGGUACCGCUGUGAUUAUUAUUACACCAACAAGGGAGUUGGCAUUGCAAAUCUUUGGAGUUGCAAGGCAGUUGAUGGAAUACCAUUCACAGACUUGUGGUAUUGUGAUUGGAGGUGCAGAUAGAAGACAAGAAGCCACAAAGCUAGCGAAAGGUGUCAAUUUACUCGUGGCCACACCAGGGCGUCUUUUGGAUCAUUUGAAAAACACUCAAGGAUUCGUCUUUCUGAAUUUGAAGGCCUUGGUGAUUGAUGAAGCCGAUAGAAUAUUGGAGAUUGGGUUCGAAGAAGAAAUGAAACAGAUUAUAAAGAUAUUGCCUAACGAGGACAGACAAACAAUGUUAUUCUCAGCAACACAAACAACAAAAGUCGAGGAUCUUGCGCGAAUUUCUUUGAGGCCUGGACCUUUGUACAUCAAUGUUGUUCCUGAAAAGGAUGUUUCCACCGCAGACGGGUUGGAACAAGGAUAUGUUGUUUGUGACUCAGACAAGAGAUUUUUGUUGCUUUUUUCCUUUUUAAAGAGAAACAUCAAAAAGAAGAUUAUUGUGUUUUUGUCUUCGUGUAACAGUGUAAAGUUCUACAGUGAAUUGCUCAACUAUAUCGAUCUUCCUGUUUUGGACUUGCACGGAAAGCAAAAGCAACAGAAACGAACAAAUACGUUUUUCGAGUUUUGCAAUGCCAAGCAAGGGAUAUUAGUAUGUACAGAUGUUGCAGCAAGAGGCUUGGAUAUCCCAGCUGUUGACUGGAUUAUCCAAUUUGACCCACCAGAUGACCCAAGAGAUUACAUCCACAGAGUCGGUAGAACUGCGAGAGGUACAGAUGGAAAGGGUAAAUCUUUGAUGUUCCUUACACCAUCAGAGUUGGGAUUUUUGAGGUACCUUAAGGCCGCAAAUGUGCCCUUGAAUGAAUACGAGUUCCCAGCCAACAAGAUUGCCAAUGUGCAGUCACAGUUGACUAAAUUGAUCAAGACAAAUUACUUGUUACACCAAUCUGCCAAGGAUGGAUAUAGAGCAUACUUGCAAGCUUACUCAUCGCAUAGUUUAAAGACAGUUUAUCAAAUUGAUAAAUUGGAUUUGGUGAAAGUUGGUAAAUCAUUUGGAUUUGAUGUGCCACCAAAGGUUAACAUCACCAUCGGCGCAAGUGGAAAAUCGAUUGAAAAGAAACACAAGAAACAAAAGAGAGAUAGAAAGUAG